Sceloporus undulatus (fence lizard) is the source of this 592-nucleotide messenger RNA. RefSeq names its product calmodulin-binding transcription activator 1-like. The transcript is spliced from 4 exons. The record is from RefSeq and is a predicted model, not a curated record. The coding region runs from base 85 to 327 and encodes 80 amino acids. Lineage: Eukaryota; Metazoa; Chordata; Lepidosauria; Squamata; Phrynosomatidae.
GGGCGAGCGGGAGGCGGCGGCUGCAGCAGCGGCGGCGGCGGGAUCGGGAUCCCGUUCGAGAGGAGGAGGAAGCGGCGGAGGAGGAUGAGGCGCGCGGAGGGGAAAUGGCCGCCGAAAACAAGCCGGAAGAUGGGAUGCUGCUGUGUAAGCUCCGACGUUCAAGCUGGAGUCUUGUCCCAGAACCACACCAAAUAUAGGGAUGAUCAUGGGAACAGCAAUGGAAGUCAUGUAAAAAUCUUUUUACCGAAGAAGCUGCUUGAAUGUCUACCAAAAUGUUCCAGUUUACCAAAAGAGAGGCACCGUUGGAACACAAAUGAGAGAUCUUGAUGCAGCCGCCAUUUUGGAUUUCUUUUUAAUAAUGUGUGACCCUUCACCUUUGAUCCCUUGACCUGCAUUAUCUUGGUAACCAUUUCAUUUUUAAUUUAAUUUUCAUUUUUUGAGUUUUGGUAUGCAAGCUUAUAACAUUUCACCUUCUCAGACUGUAACAUUUUUUGACCUCCCUAAGUAUAAGUACUUUGUAAAUUGUUAGCCUCAUUUUCUGUAUUAAAAUUUCAUUUGUUUUUCUUUAAAUAAAUAUGCCGCCCUCAUUGUU